Messenger RNA from Astrephomene gubernaculifera, 782 nucleotides. Lineage: Eukaryota; Viridiplantae; Chlorophyta; Chlorophyceae; Chlamydomonadales; Astrephomenaceae. The record is from the annotation of a GenBank genome assembly.
GGGAACGGUGCGUGAAGGUGUGGGGAUAGGGAUGUGUCGGCUGGAGGGGUUGCUGGUGGGCUUGCUGGCGGAGGACAUUAAGGCACUAUGCCGGUGUCAGGGUGGUGGGCGGUGGUGGCGGAGAUGGGGCGGCGUGAAAAGGAGGGACUACGUAUUGCGUGCGCAGUGGCUGUUGACGUGCGAGUGCUGGUGGUGUCUUGGGCGUUGCGUGCAGCGGGACCAGUCGUGUUGGCAGGCGUCCCCUCCAGCUUUACGGUGGCUAGGCAGGCAGGGGAGGACAAGGGGUGUGCAACUUUAGCGGCACCCAGGUGGCUGGUGCUACUGGCGUCUUCCCGAACAACCGAGCGCGCGUGUGUGCGUGAACAUACCGGUACGUCUAUUGCUUUGUUCUUCUUUAGCCUAAAGGACUAAGGACCAGUGACAUGUGUAUGGUUACUCGGUUAGCGCGGCCAACCCCCUCCUCUAGAGGCUUGCAGACGCCCUGUGGCGGGCGGGCGGCACGUAUUUGGGUCUGCCACACCCCAAUCAGCUAAGAUGUCAGGGCUGGGGUCGGGUCGGAGGGUGAGCGUGCGGUGCAGGGAGUGGCUGGGGGCUGCAGCGGCCUGCUGCUGUGCUGCGCCUAAGGAGAAGCCAGCGGAGGUAUUCCAGCAAUUUCCAUUUGAGCAAUACUUUCUGGCCUUUCCGCCUUUUUCACUGCUACAAUGACUGCUGCGGGCACUGUGGGUUAUUGUGAACAUAUGCAACAUCCCUAGCCCGUUCCUAACCACGCUCCAACCUGACCG